Messenger RNA from Dufourea novaeangliae, 1564 nucleotides. RefSeq lists its product as uncharacterized. Lineage: Eukaryota; Metazoa; Arthropoda; Insecta; Hymenoptera; Halictidae. Gene Ontology annotation, molecular function: protein binding. The coding region runs from base 1 to 1338 and encodes 445 amino acids. The record is from RefSeq and is a predicted model, not a curated record. The transcript has 4 exons. Gene Ontology annotation, biological process: carbohydrate metabolic process.
AUGAAAGUAGAACCAGUACGGACACCCUGUGAACCACGUAAGGUCUUGCCCAUCCUGAGGACCGACGAACCGGUCUGCCCCGAGGGGAAAUUGUCGUGCGGUAACGGCGAGUGCGUCGACAAAGAGCUCUUCUGCAACGGUAAACCGGACUGCAAGGACGAAUCCGACGAGAAUGCAUGCACCGUGGAAACAGACCCUAACCGGGCCCCUGACUGCGACCCAACACAGUGCGCCCUGCCGGACUGUUAUUGUUCCGCUGACGGUACCAGGAUUCCCGGGAACAUCGAGCCCUCCCAGGUGCCGCAGAUGAUCACGAUCACGUUCAACGGGGCCGUGAACGUGGACAACAUCGAUCUUUACGACGACAUUUUCAACGGUCAACGUCAGAAUCCGAACGGCUGUCAGAUACGAGGCACGUUCUUCGUCUCGCACAAAUACACCAACUACUCGGCGGUCCAGGAUCUCCACAGACGUGGCCACGAGAUCUCUGUGUUCUCGUUAACCCACAAAGAUGAUCCGCAAUACUGGACCCAGGGCACGUACGACGACUGGUUGGCCGAGAUGGCCGGCGCUCGGCUGAUCAUCGAGCGUUUCGCAAACAUCACCGACGGUUCCAUCAUCGGCAUGAGGGCACCGUACUUGCGCGUCGGCGGUAACAAACAAUUCGAGAUGAUGGCCGAUCAAUUCUUCGUCUACGACGCCUCGAUCACCGCGUCCCUGGGCCGUGUCCCGAUCUGGCCGUACACCCUCUACUUCAGAAUGCCGCACAAGUGCAACGGUAACGGCGGCAACUGUCCGUCCAGGUCACAUCCCGUCUGGGAGAUGGUGAUGAACGAGCUGGACAGAAGGGACGACCCGACAUUCGACGAGUCGCUGCCCGGUUGUCACAUGGUCGACUCGUGUUCAAACAUUCAGAGCGGCGAACAGUUCGCCAGGCUGCUCAGGCACAACUUCAACAGGCACUUCAACAGCAACCGUGCCCCGCUCGGUCUUCACUUCCACGCGUCCUGGCUGAAGAGCAAGAAGGAGUACAGGGAGGAGCUGAUCAAGUUCAUCGAGGAGAUGCUCGCCAGGAGCGACGUGUACUUUGUUACUAUGGUCCAGGUCAUCAAGUGGAUGCAAACGCCCACGGAGCUCUCAGCUCUCCGAGACUUCCAGGACUGGAAGGAGACCUGCGACGAGAAGGGACAGCCGUACUGUUCACUGCCGAACGCCUGUCCCCUGACCACCAGGGAGCUACCAGGCGAGACCCUGCGUCUGUUCACCUGCAUGGAGUGCCCGAACUAUUACCCGUGGCUGCUCGACCCGACCGGCGACGGGUUCACCGCGAAUAAAUGAACGGAUCCACGCGUUGGAUCGGUCGAUACUGUGCCGUUGGUCCGUCGGUAAAUGCCACACACGGACACGCGGUCAACGAAGAGACCGAGAGGAGGUUCACCUUCAACGGAGAGAAGAGAAAAAAAGAGACGACGCGGGAGGAAAACGUUUCGCGACGCUCAGACGCCUCUCGACGGGCGACGAGUCCUCGAUUAUUCCGAUAUGAUUCUGGUACCGCGAAAUACAA